GAAACAAACGCGCGCACAGACAGAAACCCAGGAGCAGCAGCAGCAGGCAGGCAGGCUGGCAGGCGGAGAGCAGGCAAUGUAGCAGGUGGAAGUGCUGCAAUCGUUAUUUGACUCACUCUCCUUCCAGUCAAUAGGAGGGAGAUGAAUUUUUCUCCCGUGUUUCCAAGCUGCCGCGCGGAAAUCCAACAUUCAGGAGGAGCGGAGCUUCGACUUACUUUGACGAGCCCAGAGGAGGUCAGAGCGCCUUUUAGGAGGGGAAGUGACGAGCAGGCGUUUGGUACGUUGGAUAGUUUCGCCCGUAAAAAGUGUGUGGAUACAGUUGGGGGUUAAUUAGCAAGCAGAAGCCAUUAGUCAGCGAAGCGUGUGGCGUGCUGGUGGGUGUCGGGGAGGGAAGGUGGCACGCGGGUGCCCACACCGCAGCGCGAGAUGGUGAUCUGCUCCGCCUGGUGUUAAAGCUCCUAUCUUCACCUGGACCCGAGGCGACCAUGAAGGACACGGGGGAAUCAAAGGACCACCAACUAACUGUCGCCUUGAGGAUUCGACCCCUGAGUGAUGCGGAGCAGGAGGAGGCGGCCACCAUCGUGGCCCACAGAGUGGACGACCAGAUGGUGGUUCUGAUGGACCCAAUGGAAGAUCCAGAUGACAUCCUGCGUGCCAACCGCUCCAGGGAGAAGACUUACAUGUUUGACGUGGCGUUCGAUUUCUCGGCCAGUCAGGAGGAGGUUUACCGAGCUACAACCAAAGGGCUCAUUGAAGGCCUCAUAUCAGGCUACAAUGCCACAGUGUUUGCCUAUGGACCCACAGGUUGCGGGAAGACAUAUACCAUGUUGGGCACUGACAAAGAGCCAGGCAUUUAUGUCCGCACACUGAAUGACUUGUUUUGUGCCAUUGAGGAGACUAGUGAUGACAUGCUGUACAGCGUGUCCAUGUCCUAUCUAGAGAUCUAUAAUGAGAUGAUCAGAGACCUGCUGAACCCAUCCUCUGGCUUCUUGGACCUAAGAGAAGACUCUAAGGGUGUGAUUCAAGUUGCAGGCAUCACAGAGGUGUCUACCAUCAAUGCCCAGGAGAUCAUGGAGUUGCUAAUGAAGGGCAACAAGCAGCGCACGCAGGAGCCAACAGCCGCUAAUCAGACGUCGUCUCGCUCCCACGCUGUGCUGCAGGUUGCCGUCAAGCAGCAGAGCCGCUGUCGUGACGUUCUGCAGGAGGUCCGCUUUGCUCGGCUGUUCAUGAUCGACCUCGCCGGCUCAGAACGAGCAGCUCAGACUCAGAAUAGAGGCCAGCGGUUGAAAGAAGGCGCUCACAUCAAUCGCUCCCUCCUGGCUUUGGGCAACUGCAUUAACGCCCUAAGCGACAAAAAUGGCAGCAAGUACGUCAACUAUCGAGACAGCAAGUUGACUCGCCUCCUGAAGGACUCAUUGGGCGGGAACAGCAGAACAGUGAUGAUAGCCCAUAUUAGCCCCGCCUCUAUUGCUUUUGAGGAGUCUCGAAACACCCUGGCAUACGCUGACCGUGCCAAAAGCAUUCGUACACGGGUGAAGAAGAACCUGAUAAAUGUGUCGUACCACAUUGCUCAGUACACGAACAUCAUCUCCGACCUCCGCUGCGAGAUCCAGCGGCUCAAGAAGAAGAUCGCAGAGCAGGCAAGUCUGCAGGUCAGCUCUGACCGAGCGAACAUCCGAAACAUCCAGGCGGAGGUCCACGCCCACUCCAGCCAGCAGAGCAGGGCAGAGAUAGACGAGUUGAGGGAGCAGCUUCUGGAUGCUUUCCGGCAGCAGAUGAAGAUCAGGAAGAGUCUGAUCGAGCUGGAGAGCAGCAGCAUGGAGCUCCAGAUCGACACCUCUAAACACCUUGUCACCAUUGCAGACUGGGAGCAGGAGCAGAGUAAGCGCAGGAGAAAGUGGCGUGCAGAAAGAAGGAAGGAAAGUGUCAAUAAAGACGAAAGCGAGAAGGAUUCAGACACCCCAGAGUCUCCCCCAGACAGCACAGAGACCCGGGAGGUGGCAGUGGCUCGGGAAAACCUAGUCACCCUCAUGGGAGAACAAAAGAAGAUUCAAAAGCAGAAGAGUUUACUAGAGCACAAGUUUAUGGAGCUCCGGGAUCGAGCCCGACGCCUGGAGGAGCUGCUUCCUCGCAGGGUGAGCUCAGAGGAGCAGCGGGAAGUCCUCGUUCUCCUCUGCAAGGUCCACGAGCUGGAGAUCGAGAACGCAGAGAUGCAGUCCACCGCUCUGAUCAAAGACAACGUCAUCCGGCAGAAAAACUUUGUGGUGCAGCGCUUUGAGCAGCAUAGACACCUGUGUGAUGAGAUCAUUCAGCAGCAGAGACAGUUCAUAGAUGAGCACAGCUUGCUGGUGCCACCGCACCUCCAGGAACUGUAUGAGAUGUACAUGAGGGAGCUGGAUGAGAGAAAACUGGAGAGAGCUGUAGCCCUGGACAAGGUGACCACCAGACAAUCCGUCAAGGAGGGAUCCUUACCAAAGAUUUCUCUGCCAGGUCUCAGUCGCGAUUACACACAGGAUGUAGAUUCCGACCAGGAGAGCGUACGCAACAUAUUCACAGAGAACCGACGAGGUCAAGCCAAAAUGCGCAGACACACUUUACCUCCCAUUUUACCAGAAGCUGAGCCUGACAGGGUUUUUAAGAGCCGUUCCCAUGCCAAGCAGAUAAAGAACUCGGCUGUGAUGACCCCUCCUCCAAUACACAUUAAUGGGAAAGGAAACAGAGAGCUGCAGCCUCUGGCUCCUGAAAGCUUCACAAGCUACAGCCAUCUCAGCAACAGCAUCAGCAGCCAACUGGACUCAUCACCCGAGAGCAGCGAAGCUGGGGGUGAUAUGGCCCUUUUUCGAAAUGAACGGCAGCAGAUCCUUAAAGGCGUCCAGAACAUCGUGGUGAAAGCAGCCCGUCGACGUUCCAAAGCCCUGGAGGUGGACGUCCUGCGGUUACCUGCCGCCCCCUCUCCUUUGGACCCCAAGAAGCAGAAAAGCAACCUUUCUUUGAUCGAGGCGCCCCCUAGAGGUCUACCCGUGCGGCGCGGGAGGCAACCCAGCCCUGAAUUGAGACACGCCACCUCUGACGAUAACCUGUCCAGCAGCACAGGGGAGGGACCGGGCCUGCAUGUGACCUGGACGCGUCCUCGAAACCGCCACGCUGCCAACAAGAACCAAACACCUCGCGAGUUGGACUUCGAGGCACGUCGUAAGAAAAGGCGCUCCAGGUCUUUUGAGGUCACUGGUCAAGCACUGCCUCAGAGCAAAGCCGUCACAGCUCAGAGGUUCCGGCCUCUGGACAGCACGUCGGACCCUCAUCUUCACAUUAACGGCCAGCCCCAGGCCUCCAUGCUGCGUCCCCAGUACAGAGGGGUCCCUCCCAUCGCCAAAGUCAGGCCUCACCACAGCACUCACACACAAGCAGGAGCAAAUGCUGAGUCCUCUACAGCCAGCAUUAAUAACUUGAAGAGAGGACCUCAGCUCCGGCAGCCUCACCCCCUUCUGUACAUCACCACCACUGGCACCGGGGCCCAGCGCACUCGCAGACACUGAGCCCAACACGUGCACUUACAGCAUCACCAGCCGAGCCUGAAACCCUGAGUGAGGGACAUGAGGCAAGACCGAGAGAGAAAACGACACAGAGUAAACAGAGGAGGGCCGGAUGCCUUCACACAGGUGCCGUCCUCUACGGGCUCUGAGGCCUCCAUCGGGCUCUACAAUCCACUCGUCUAAAGUCCACCCAGACGUUUUUUUUUACAAUAACGGGGCCCUUUCUGUCCUGUCAGAUGUCUUCACUGUAGUCCGCUGCCGUGCUGAAUAUCUUGUGUUUUUGGUGAAUUUGCGAAGAUGUGAAUCUCACUGUGAAUGCAACUCUGCUGUUUGUUGUGUCUUUAAAUGUUUUUUUUUUUUUUUUUGUACUUUUCGAUCUUUGUUAUGAAAGCCUGAAACGAAAACGAGUUGGGGAUACUCAAUAAGCUCAGCAUACAGAUGUAAAUAGAGUCUGACUUCAUCUGUCAAAACAAAGCAGAGGAUACUUACACAUUCACUCCAAUGUCAGUGCUGUUCUAGUCCAAGCAAUUGUUAAAAUGUAUUCUUCAUAGCGUUAAUGUUUGUUCUUGUCAGACUGAUGUGCUGAUAUUUGUGGAGAAAAAAAAAACUUGAUGUGUAUAAUUUGUGGAUUCUACAUUCUUUCCCCACAUUGAGGUCUCUGCCUUUUUAAACCAAAUAUUUCCUUAUUAAAUAUCAUGUUUGUGCAGAUGCAUAACUUAGCACCACAAGAUGUUUUGUUUUCCAGUUUAGCUCGUUCACUUUUUAAUUAACUAUUUAAAAAAUGCCUUUUUCUUUUAUUAUAUUGACAGUUUUCAUAUUUGCUCCUUUCUAGCCUUUAUUUUGUAUUUUUUUUUAUUUGUACCUAAAUAAAAAUUUACUGGAUUGUGUAACCUGGCACAUGUUUUUUGAUCUGCUUUCUGCUGGGUUAUUUGGUUUGUUGCGGAAAUGAUGGUAAGGCAAAAGGUAAUUUAACUGUAGAAGACUAUAUUUCAAAGUUAAACCUAAUAUUUACAUAAAAUUCAAAAGACACAACCUUUAUUCCUCACUGUCUGAAAUUAAAUCAGAGGAAACCUGUUUAGUAGAUAACUAGAACAAUAAACCUUUUUGUUGUUUUAUUACUUUCUUCAAAUUCAGUUGGAUUACUAUGCCUUUAAACUAAUUUAGAAAGACUAGAUGAUGAUGUCAUGGUUUCCCGAGCUCCUGAUUACAAAAUUCUGAGUUAAAUAAACACCGAACUGAUCA
This is a messenger RNA of Fundulus heteroclitus (mummichog), 4775 nucleotides long. It is a transcript of the gene kif19, whose product is annotated as kinesin family member 19. Gene Ontology annotation, molecular function: microtubule binding; microtubule motor activity; ATP binding. Bases 486 to 3536 code for a protein of 1016 amino acids. The transcript is spliced from 20 exons. Gene Ontology annotation, biological process: microtubule-based movement. The record is from RefSeq and is a predicted model, not a curated record. NCBI's taxonomy places the organism in Eukaryota, Metazoa, Chordata, Actinopteri, Cyprinodontiformes, Fundulidae.